AUGCCUGGUCGCCAGGCCCACGGGAGGCCCUUGUUGGCAGACCCGAACAAGAAGCGGAAGAGCGGCAAGAAGACUGGCGGUAAUGGCGGCGCUGGUGGCCGUUCAGGUGGAGGCCCGUCUAGCACACGGAGCAGCGGCGGCGCCCCCCGGACACGGCAGGGUGGCCGUGUGGACGUCAUGGCGCUGGCCGAGCAACAGAUCGGCGAGUCCCGUACAAAAGGUGUGCGCGUGCGCGACCUAGAGAUUGAGCGCGACCAGACCAAGCGCCGACGCGAUGACGAUGGAGAUGACGGCGACGACGACGACGACGACGAGGGCGGUGGCGGUGCAGCCAAGCGACGCCGGCCCAACAACAGCCGCAACGACGACGAUGACGGCGGCGCCGACUCGGACGGCUCGUCCAACGACAUUCACAGCGACAGCUCUGGCAAUGAGUGGCGCGAGGGCGUCGGCAGUGACGACGACGAUUCGGAGAUUGACAGCGACGAGGCGUUUGGCGACAGCGACGACGACGAGAUCUUCGAUGCGUUUGCCUUCCGUGGUAGUUCGUCGAAACAGAACAAGAACAAAAAGUCAAAGCCAAAACAGACUGCGGACGAAUUUGACGGCUUCGACGAGGAUGAUGAAGAAGAUGAUGAGGACGUUGGUGACGAUGGUGCUGACCUGGGCGACGAGGCCAUUGACCUGGCUGCGGCGCUGGACAUUGUGUCGUCGGACGAAGAUGACGAGGCAGCCGCGUCCUCCUCCAAGAAGGACAAGACACGGAAAAAAAAGAGACAGCAGGCCGGUGACAGCGAUCUAUCAGCAUCUGACGACACGUCGGACGUAUCGGGCCUGUCUGGUUCUGGCUCGGACGGUGAUGAUGGUAGUGGUAGUGACGAGCUGUCGUCAACAGACUCGUCCGAGUACGACAGCGACGAGGAGGACGAGGAGGACGGUGACGACGAGGAUGCCAGUCUCGGAAAGUCGGACGCCCUUCAGAGCAUCGCCUCUGCCUAUGCCGCGGGCCAAAACGGCGACAGUGACGAAGACAACAGCGACGGCGACGACGCAGCUCGCGCCGCGAACCCCUACCAGUUCAACGCCCAGCUCGGCAGCAAAGACCGCAGCCUGAAAAAGUCCAUCAAGGCUGCCGUCGGUGCAUCUUCAGACAAGACGCUCGAGGUGCCUCUGCUGCCCAUGCAGCAAGACCGCCAGCUGCGCAUCGCCGCCGCCGACAAGGCGCACGAGACGCUCGACCGCUGGACCGAGACCGUCAAGCAGAACCGCCGUGCCGAGCACCUGACCUUUGAAGUGGCCGGCGCGCUCGCUACCUCGGGCCUCGAUACCGCUAAUCUGCUGCCCAUCAACCAAAAGUCCGCCCAAACAGACCUCGAAAAGACGAUCCUGUCCAUCAUGGAGGAGAGCGGCCUCGGCCCGCAAGCACAGGCCGAGGAGCGCGCCCAGCAAAAGCAGAUAGAGCGCCAGAAGGCCGAGGAGGAGGCCAGCAUGCUGUCGCCGGACGCCCUCAAGGCCAUUAUUGGCCAGAAGCGCCGCGCCCGCGAGCUGCAGUCGCGCGAGCAGGCGCGCGCCAAGCGCAUCAAGAAGAUCAAGAGUAAAGCCUACCGCCGCGUGCACCGUCGCGAGCGGCAACGUGCUGAGGAGGCGCUGGACGCUUCGGAUGCAGAGCACGACGAGGGCGACGAAGACCACGAUUCGGAGGCAGAGCGUGAUGCGGCGCACCGCCGGCGGGCGCUGGAGCGCAUGGGCGCUCGGCACCGCGACAGCCGCUGGGCGAAGCGGGCCAAGAACACAAACCGUGCCGCGUGGGACGAUGAAUUCCGCACGGGUCUGGUGGAUAUGGCGCGGCAGGAUGAGGAGCUGCGGCGGCGCGUGGACGGUGCCGGUGUCGGUGGUGGCCGCGUUGGCAAGGCUGGCGAAGCAGACGAAGAGAGCGAUAGCGACAGCUUUGACGAGGAAAGCGACGAGGAGGCAUUCAAACUGCGGACAAAGCAGAAGCUAGCAGCGGCAGGUGGCAUGGACGACGAGGCGGAGCCCAAGGGUCUGAUGGGCAUUGCCUUUAUGAAAAAGGCAGAGCUGGCACGCAAAAAGGCCAACGACGAGGCCGUGGCGGAGAUUAUGCGUGAUCUUGAUCGCGGCGACGACAGCGACGAGAACAUGAUUGGCUUUGAUGUUGACGGUGAAGAUGGUGACAACGAUGCGGCCGACAAGGCUGUCGGUCGUCGCAGCUACGGCCCUGUUGCGGGCCAAACGGGCCGCGUUGCCAACGCCAACACUGGCCCCAACCGCCAGGAGCGCCGGAAACAAGCCACUGCUGAGCGUGAGACUGCCGCCGCCGCUGCCACCGCCGCUGACGUCUCCAACACAUUCCCCGCCCGUACGUCUUCGGCACCGGGUGAUGCAGGCUCGUGGACAGUGGUGGCCAAGACUAGUAGUAACAAAGACAAGAAGUCGAAGAAGACGGGAACUGACGCGGAUGCCACACCCGGUUUGACGGCGGACGGCCGCCUCGUCAUGUCCGCUGUUGUGGAUGACGUACUGGCGCAGAAUACGGUCGCCGAGAACCGUUCCACCACAAAGGAGACUGCUGCGGCGAAGAAGGCCGCUCAAAAAGCUGCUGCUGCUGCCGCCGGCCGUGCGAGCCAAGCCAACGACGGCGUCGACGAGUCCGAGACGUCCUCGUCGGGUUCCGACAGCGACGACGCGGAUGACACCCGCGGCGCAGCCAACCGCAGCAAGUACUUUAAAUUCCGGGCCGAGAACGAGCUGCUGCUGCGCAAGGCGCUGGGCGAGGACGGCGCGGCGGCUGAGUUUGCCGCCGAAAAGGUGCGGCAGGCGGCCGAGGAGGCGGCAGCGUGGGAGGAGGAGCAAGCGCGGGUGGGCGGCAAGAAGAACAAGAACAGCGCGCCCAUGCCCGGAUGGGGCUCGUGGAUCGGUGACGGCGUGAGCAAGCGGGCCGUCAAGCGAGACCAGCGGGCGGUCGCGAACAAGGACGGCAAGGACGGCAGGAAUGGCAAGAACAAGGCCGAGAUGGUCGUGCGCCGGGACGCCAAGAUGGACAAGGUGAUUAUCAGCGAACGGCGGGUGCACAAGAACGAAAAGUACCUGGCAUCGCAGCUGCCGCACGAAUUUGAAACGCGCAGCCAGUACGAGCGGUCGCUGCGUCUGCCGGUGGGCCCCGAGUGGUCGACAACGUUUGCGUUCCAGGACGCGACGAAGCCGCGGGUGCUUCAGAAGCAAGGUGUGGUGCUGCCGAUGGCUAAGCCGCAGCUGUAG
Sporothrix schenckii 1099-18 is the source of this 3276-nucleotide messenger RNA. RefSeq names its product U3 small nucleolar RNA-associated protein 14. The transcript has a single exon. Bases 1 to 3276 code for a protein of 1091 amino acids. Gene Ontology annotation, biological process: rRNA processing. Lineage: Eukaryota; Fungi; Ascomycota; Sordariomycetes; Ophiostomatales; Ophiostomataceae. The record is from RefSeq and is a predicted model, not a curated record. Gene Ontology annotation, cellular component: small-subunit processome; nucleolus.